Molecule: messenger RNA, 8573 nt
Organism: Cherax quadricarinatus
Lineage: Eukaryota; Metazoa; Arthropoda; Malacostraca; Decapoda; Parastacidae
Source: RefSeq, a predicted model, not a curated record
UGGCCGCGAGAUGGCAGCUCACGGAAUCGAUCGCUACCUCGGGCAGAUAUAACCCGGCUAGUGACAGUGGAGUGCGCGUCGGCCAGCUGCUCACUGUUUAUCCACUCAUUUUCUCAUUCAGAACAAGUCUUCGUUCCUGAAAACAGGUGUGGGAAGAGGCGAGAGAGAUCUGCAUCCUCAGCAGCCAGAGCAGCAGCGAGAGGAGCAGCAGAAGAAGCAAGAGCAGCAGCAGCAGCAGCAGCCGCAGCAGGUUUGGGGCAGUGCGCUGGAGUCCUGAUGGUUGUCCAGCGUGCCUUAUGUUGAGCCUGCGUCUUGUGUCAACCAGGUCGCUCAAACAGCCGUAGACAGGGACCAUCAUGUGCCGUGACAGAGAUAUGAACCCCUGACCUCUCUUCUACCCGCCCGCCGCCCAGUUAUCACCGUCGUCGCCGCUGCCGCAAACCACACGUGACUGCCACCACUGUACUGCCACCACCGGCACCACUAUAGUUCCGCCGCCGCCGUCUCCACCACGACGCCAUCACCAGCAGGAUUAUUAUCACGCCUUCGCCGCCGCUAGCACCACGUCUCACUUCUGGAUUUGGAGGAGCCCACAACCAGCUAGCUAGCGCCAGCUCCGCUUCAGCGGAGCCCCUAGGGCAAGGCCAAGUUUGGUUCUGGCCUACAAGCGAAGGCACGGCGCAUACCACUAACCACCAGAAUAUCACAGGCAUUCUCAGGAUUUUCCAGGACCUCCCACUCGUAGCCUAGGGACGAGUUGCACAGCUGGGAACGAGUCAAUGCCGACUAGUGCUCCCUACAGACUCCAUCCUAAAGAAAGCUAAUCUACUUUACAACAAGUGAUAUAUCCAGUAUACACACACCGAGUGGUCGAGUGCUUGCUUCACCUUGAGCAGCGGCUUACUGAGAAAUUCAACGCUUAUCCUUUCCCUUCUACCUCCUCCCCACCACCAGCUUUAUAUAUCCCCCAACACCCACACCAACCCCACCACCCUCUUCCUUCUUUUUGACUCCACCAGGCCGGGGUAGUCUCUCUGUCUCUCUCCUCUCUUCUUCCUACCUCCCACACUUCCUACCCACCAACUACCGCUCACCCCCAACAGGCGAGAAUAAUCUCUCGCUUCCUCUUCUUUUAUAGCCAGUUCUUCAUCCUCCUUCAGACACAUCCACUUCAAACUCUACCUCCAUUCCCUCUCCCCUCCAUCCCCUUCCAUCCUUCCUUCCUUCCUUUCCCCCCUUCCCCUUUACCACAACCAUCAACUCGGGGAACCACAGUGAAACACAACUCUAUAUACACUGUUAUCCAUGGCUGCGGGCUAAACUCUGUAAAAAAUGUAUAUAUGUAUUAUAUAUAUAAACUAAUUCUGAUGGCUAUGCUUUAAUGAGUGUAUGUGAUAAUAUACAUAUAUAAAUACCUAUAUAUAUAUAUACAUAUAUAUAUAUAUAUAUAUGUUAUAUAUAUAAAUAUACUUUAUUUGAGAAACUAUACAGAGAGAGGUCUAUAUAAUUUUUGCAGAAAAAAAACAAAGUUUUGAAAGAAAAAAAAAAAGUGCGAUAGGACUGUUUGUUGUAAUCUUUGGGUCUGUGUUUGAGUUUUCUCUGCAUAGCUUUGGUUAGGCGUCUCAUCAAAAACUCUGCUUGAAGGAGUGCUUCACGGGGACACAAGUCAAGACAAAUCGAUAAUAUAUAGAGAUAACUGCAGCUUUAGCAAGAUAGCAAGCUGACCACCAAGCGUUGAAGAUAACGCGUGAAGAACAAGAAAGAGAAAGUAAUAUUAUUGGCUAGAAGAACAAAAAUUCAUUUAGCAUCUGCAGCUACAUCAGAAUAGCAAGUGAGCAAGAGAGAGAGAAUUAGAAAGCAACACGUCUAUUAGAGGAGAAAGAACACAUUUUGAAGAACCACCACCACGAAGUUUCAAGAAGCCAACACGUCUAUCCUUUGCUCAGCGGGUGUGGGGACAGGAGAUCCGCGUGUGCUGCAAUCACUCCCAGUAGUGCCCAGUGAACAAGUCACAGUAAUCACGGAGUCUCUCAACUGUUGCCGCGUCCCCACCCCAGGAGAGCCACCAGGGCCCCUGGGAACUCCCCAGGCACCGUUUGGACCUUCCUCAACGCCAGUACCCCCACCACCGAGGCUCCCGCGACUGCGUUACCAAGACACCACCGUUAUCGGGGCUUUCCCUGCUGCGUUGGGAGGACGCCGCUGCCGUCACCUCUACGCCCCUUCGACGCCACCACCAGCACUUCCCUAAGAGGGCAGCUUUUACGAGCAGCCAUCGAGGAACGUGCGAGCCAUGCGUCGACCCUCGUUCUGUUGUGAGCAGCAUGGUGCUGCACACACCAAAUGUCAGCCCCAGGAGGGCGGAGAGAGCACCCUGUCUAGGGUGCGUAGGUUCCUGGCUGUGUCCAUGGGCGGGAGGUCCAGUUCCAGCUGCAAGCAUCACACCACCACCAUCCCUCCCGACCCACUGCACGCCCCCGCGCACGCCGUACACUCGCUCCUCGCAGACAUGAAGGGCGCUGGUGUGGGCGUGCAGGGUAUACUGGGUCGCCCGUUGGACGAGGUGAUGGCCGCCCAUGGCGAGGAUACUAACAGUCAUGGCGUGCCCACCCUGGUCCACCUUCUCUGUUGUUUCCUACUCACACACGGUGUUGAUUAUGACACAUUGGUGAGUGAGAACUGGUGUGCAGAAGAGGUGAGGACCAGACUCUUGUUGGAGCGAGAAGCAGCUGGCGUUGACCCUGAAGUCCAGGAUACGCCCCCAGGUUCAGAUUCUGCUGUGGCUACGGGUCUGCUGCGGCUCUUCCUCGACGAACUGCCUCACCCACUGCUCCCUCCAGAAGUGGCUCCUCUCCUUCUCCAGAUGGCAACAGAUUCGGGAGUGGGUGAGAGAAGAGAGAGCGAGGGUUUGUGUGGCGGCAGCGGAGGAGGAGAGGGAGGAGCAAAUGAGAGUGAGCUGGAAGGAGGAGGAGGGGAGGUAGGAGGAGUGGGAGGGGGAGGAGAAGAAGGACCUCCAGGGCUGUGUGUAGCAGUGGUGCCCCGCCUCCGACGCCUCCUGCACCGCCGUGUACCCGUACACAACCUCUGCCUCCUACGUUACCUCGCUGCCUUCAUCCACCAGCUGCGAACUGGCAACCACAACACCUGUCCAGUGGCCGUGGUAUCGCUGAGUCGAGUGCUGGCACGGGUUGUGAUUGCUCCAGACGACAAGGAGACGCAGGGGCAGGCAGCCAACAGGUUGGGAGAACUGCUUAUCCUCUGCUACACCGACAUCUUCCAGAGCAAUGAAGAAAUUGCUGAUGAUACAGAUGAUCUGAGCGACAGCGGUAGUAGUCCUGGCAGCGUCGGGGACUCCAGGGAGGACGGCCUCGACGACGAGGACGAGGACGAGGCCGACACCACCACCACCGACACGGACGACUUCCGUUCACCUCCGGUGUCGCCUCUGAAAGUGGACACCCCGCUGGGGCCUACGACACUGAGGGGUUCACCAAGCCUGCCCCUGCACCCACCUACACUGCCUGCAAGGCUGGGAGAGGUGGGCAGCAGUAGCAGCAGCAGGAGCAGUGUGUGUGUAGCGGCCUGGGGAUCCACUUCCACCAUCCCGGGAGGGGGCACAGACAAGAAUCCAGAUGACUUGCCUCUCCAUCCGGUCUCGUCCGUCACCUUUGACCCUGAUGAACCUGUGACCCAAGCACCAGCGUCCACUUGCGACCCCGCCGGCGCGCAGGUCAGGCAGCCAGAGCCCCCACGGGAGAGUGGCAAGCAGGCCCCCCCGGAGGUAGCACACGACACGGCCGCCUCACGACAAGAUCUCCACUUGCCCGGCCUCCACCGCAAGCGCAAAGAACACGCUGACGGCAAGGAAGGAGGCGAACACGACCCCAAAGUGAUCAGGUCGAACAAGGAGGUCGUCGGCGACCUUGAUACCAUCAGGUCAAAGGUGCCAACGUACACAAAGGAUUUCCUGGAGAGUCCUUCUGAUUCCUUAGUCUCGCCCGAAGACGAUGACGACGAUGAUCUUCUGUCCACAGUUGACGAGGAUCACACAACACAGAGCCCUGAGAGCAGCUGCGUGUCCGCCCAUGACUACUGGGAGACUGGCGGCGAGAGCGAUGUCCACAGAGUUUGCCCUGACGACCUGGACAACACUCACGAAGAGCGACGACUCAGCGAGAGGUCGUUCCCCAGGGCCUACCCGCAGUCGUCACGCCGGAACCGCCGCAAGACCAAGAAACGACACCACAGCCACAACCCCAAGGACAGCGGGAGCCAUUCCCAGUCUACUGAAGAAGAAAAGACUCCAUCCUACCUGAGUUCUUUAACAUCAGAUGAUGAGCCAACACGUUAUGACCCAGUGCCACCUGAAGUUUCAACUUGUGAACUUGGCUUAAGGGGAUCUCAGCAGCGUCCAUCAGGCUUCAGUGAAUUAGUGGAUGCCAGUGAACCAGUGACAAGUGAUCGAGGCUCUUGGGGUAUGCGUGGUGCUGCCCAUACUGACCCUUUUCACCGAACUGCACCACGCUACAGCCGCUUCGAUGAUGAGGACAGUGCAAUACAAAGCAGUUGGUAUCGCAGUGAUGAGGAUGACACUGUUAUCUCGCCUCGAGUAUCUCGGGCUUUCAUUAAUACCGGAGCACCACAAGGGCGAGAUGACAAUCCCCCUCCUGGCCAGAGUGCAGUGAAGAUUCUCAUGAAAAAUAUAAAUUCUAUUAAGAAAAGGAUAAAGCGCUAUGAAGAAGAAUUUGAAGCUUCCUUUGGAUACAGGCCUUCACACAGUGAAAAAAUGAAGCACAAGGAAAUAAAGAAAUACAUGAGUGAACUCAGCAAAGCCCGAAAAGAGCUCAAACAAAUGAAAGAUGGUGUUGCAGGGCUGGUAUCUGUACCAACAGUAUUUCCACUGUCACUCCUUCGCUGUCAAGAGUCUACUAACCCAGGAGCAAGACCUGCUGGAUCAUCAUCAAGUACUGCAGGAACACUGAGGCAUGUGGAAGACAGGUUAAGGGAGAAGAGGUCUCUUUCAGGACGGCCAGCUGAAUUAACAAACAUGAGCUGUGUAGAAAUGCAGGAAGAAAAAACAGCAUUACAGAAAGCUCUUCUGUAUUAUGAAGCUAUUCAUGGACGACCCACAACUCGCGAGGACAGAGACUUGGUACGACCAUUAUAUGACCGCUAUCGCCAGGUUAAGAGGAUUGUCGUAAGAUCCUCGUCUAGAACAAAGGAAAACCUUGCUGAAUUGCCCCCCAUUAUUGAGCAUGUGGCUAUGGAUUUUACAUUGGCAUCACCUCAACAUCGUAGUUCCUUACAAGGAGAUGAAAUUGAAAAACUAAUACCAGCAGCACCUAACACUCCUCCAGGGUUUGAUUCUCCACCCACAUUUGAUAGUUCACAAGCAGCAGUUGCUCAGAGUGAUGAUCCUAAAGAUGGUCAACGGUCAGUGGCACUGGGUGAUCUCCAUGCUCUACCUCUAAGUGAGCUGAGAGAAAGAAAAAAGGAAGCACGUGAGGAAAAGAAGAAAUUAAGACGGUUGCUUCGAGAAUAUGAAGAGAAAUUUGAAAGAGAAAUGGGUCGUAAAGUGCAGAAAGAGGAUAGAGGACCCAUGGAACAGACUUAUUUGGAUUACAAACAUGCAAAGGCAAAGUUAAGGCUCCUAGAGGCUCUCCUAUCAAAGCAUGAACCCCUGAAGGUUUGAUAGACUUUCAGCUAAACUAUCAAGGUCAGAGCUUAUUUUUUGGAAAAAGUCAAUAUUUGUAUUUUGCUUACAAUUACACUGUAAGCUUUCAAUGCUGUAACUAGGUUUGUUUUGGCUUUCUUUGAUGAGAUUUGUAAACUGCAUUCAGAGUAUUCUCUACAGAUUCUGUAUUUUGAAGUGCAGCUGGUGUGAUUGUAAUGUGUAAAAGGGGAGGCAUCCCAGUCCAUGUUUUGUGCAUUGUUGUUCUGACAUGCGCGGGUAAUGCAUGAACUGUGAUAAGUUGUCGAAGUUGCCAAUAUGGUAAACUAAAGAAUCCAUAGUUUUGAAUAUAAUAUUAACUAUAGGAAAAAUAAGGUCUCACAAAUACCUAUACAAACUCUUGUCAUGGUUAUUUUUUAUAUUCAGAGCACUUUGGAUUUGGGAACUUCAUGAUCAGAAGAUGCUUCUGCAUCCUUCAAAUUUUUUCUUGGAUGCUCUGGACUCGAAUGCAUUGAAGCUUCCAAAUAUACUUUAUCCAUAUAAUUGCUGAACUGUGCUAAGUGUAAGGUACCUGAAUUUAGCAUUAAGGUACAGUAGCUGUUUGGACCCUGGGGCAUGAUAUCUUUGACUAAAGUAUGUAAAAGUUGUUUCACAACACUACCCUUGCCCUUUGUUUGAGACAUCUGUAAAAAGUCUAUAAUUGUUGUUUGCUUAAGGAUUGCCUUUUAAUAAAAAACUAUUUGCCUUCAUCAAAAAUAAGGGCAUGCAAGAUAGUGAAGAGCUCUCCAUGUGGUCCGAUUAUGCACACAGUGUUCACUUGAGUUAUACUUGUAUUUUGUGGAUUUUGUAUUGCAGACUUAAUAAUGUAGACUCGGAAUUUUAUCAUACAUAUAUCCCCAGGAAGAUUUGUUGGGCUACUUGACCAAUAUUUGUGUAUAUCUUCACCUAAGAUUCCUGUGGUAUGCAUUUAAAGGUGUGUGUGUGCUUGUUAUAGGCAAAACUACAUGUUGCCUAACCACUUGUAGGGAAUGUGUAGCCAAUUUUGUAUGUCUUCAUUCCUGUAAACUCAAUGCUGCCUCAUUUCAAACACUUGAGGCAGUUUGUGUGCCGCAUAUUCAGUGUAUUUAGAUGUACUGCACACAAGUAUUUGCCAUCUGUUAGCUAAGAUGCAUUUGAACAUUGUCAACUGCAUUUCCUUUCUUGAGUACAUUGAGGAACCAAUUUCUUGUGAAUGCAAUUGCAUAUAAGCAAUUAGUAGUUUACUUUGCAAGCAGCUGAACUUCACUAAUACAUAGCUAGCAGCUGCCAUGGCAGAUUGUCAGUUAUAGCCAUAAGCUUACUGUAUGCUGAAACUGCUUUGCAAGGUAAUAAUCAGGAAUUCUGUGCAGUUUAAUACUUAACUGCUUUUUACAAUAUACAUGCAAGUGCAUUCACGUUUAAAUUCAGAGUGAACUUUUGUAACAGACUGUAGUGAAAUGUUUGCAUUCACAAUUAGACUGAACUAAAAAAAAAAAAAAAAAUUACCACUGGUGACACAUUAUCUGAGUGUUCUUGCCUCUGUAGUUCAUUACAGCUUCAGACUGCCUGUUGUUACUUUGAUAUGAAUAGUUAGAUGAAUAGUAUUAUCAUAUAUAUAUAUAUGGUUAUGUAUAUUAAUGACCUUAGAUUAUAAUAUGGUCCUGUACCUGUUAGUAUAUUUAUGGCAGACAGUUACUAGAAACUAUUACUUCCCAUACAUAUGAGGAUUUAUUAAUUGUAGUGUUUGUUCAGAGUAAAAAAAUUGAUUUUACCUUGAGCCUCACUUUUCAAAUGGUUUAAUUUUUUUUUUUACUUAAAAAUGCUCUAGUUAUGUUCUGCUACAGUCCAGUUGCUGAUUAAUUUAAACUAGCUGGCAACAAAAAGUUGUGAAACUUCAGGCUUUUAUAAUAGUUUGGACUUAACCCUGGUUAAUUUAUUUUUAAGGCCUUAAAGAAUCAUGUUUCCAUUUAAAUUUCUUUCAUAUCUGUGGGAUAGAUGAAGCUGCAAAAGUUUGUUCACAUAAUUGAGAAAUGAUGCAGGAACAAAAAUUUUGAAAACAUGUUCAGCUAUUUGCUCUAAAAGUUUGAUUUUGAAAUAAGUUGACAAUUUUUACACUUCGUAUAUUCCUCAGUUAAAGGCUAAUGCAAACAAAGAUGCUAGCCAAUUUGCAUAUUUUUUUGGUAGGAGGGGGGGGUGGAGAGGCUAGGAAUUGGAAACGUAAUGUUAAGGCUUUACAAAAAGACUGUUUAAACUUUUUAUAAACAUUGUGUAAUUCACAAAUGGUGAUGCUGCCAUUACAGCAAAGCCUCAAUAAUCCAGCAUUCCUUAAAGCAAUGUUUAUACAUUUUCAAGACUUUUGAAAGACAAAAGCUUCAGGGAGAGGUCCCUAAUGGUCAGUGACUAGAACAUUUAAUCCACAUAAUAAUGAAAUGUUACCGUCUAGCAGUAUUUAUUGGGUUUAUCGAGGUUUUACUGUAUUUUGAAGUUCCUAUCUGGACGUGGAAACUGCAUCAAGAUUGCAAGACCCAAAUUACAUUGUUAAACUUAAUAGCAGAUUUAGACAAGUGAGGGAAUCCUUUGAUUUUAAUAAUAAAAAUUGAUUUGUGCAUUAAAAAUUUUUUUUCAAGGGAUAGGCAAUUUGGACCAUUUUCUGCUAAAACUUUUUUUUUUUUUUUAAAUCAUUAAAAGAUGCCUAUCCCUAUUUUUAUCCAGAAUAGUGUUGUGAAAAAUAGUGGAGAUUGAUGUUCAAGCAGAUCAUGGAUAUAUGCUUAGUGUCUUGUGAAUGUGAUGCUGGAUACAGUAGACAGUUGUUACAGAGGUCCAAAUGAAGAAAAGUAAACUCAUUUUAUAUGGAUUAACCACACAAUAAAGUAAAAUGAGCAAC